Molecule: messenger RNA, 3705 nt
Organism: Crotalus tigris (Tiger rattlesnake)
Lineage: Eukaryota; Metazoa; Chordata; Lepidosauria; Squamata; Viperidae
Gene: VASN
Product: vasorin
Exons: 3
Coding region: 1268-3256 (662 amino acids)
Cellular component (GO): plasma membrane
Molecular function (GO): protein binding
Source: RefSeq, a predicted model, not a curated record
UUUCAUGCCCCUGUAUUGGCAGGCAGUGGCAGCUGGGAGGGAGCAUGCAUCUGUCUCCCCACACAGCGCUCGCUUCCUCCUCACUGACGGCUUCUGGGUCAUGCUCUGUGACUGUCAAGCCCCGCAUCAGCAUCCUUCUCAAGGGCCCUGCCAGCAGCCAGUCCUCUCCCCUUGGUCUGCAACCCCCUUGGCGGCUGCGGGCAGGGAAAGGCCAUUCUUUGGGCUCCUCUGGGGCAGUUGCAGCCACCUGAGAAGGGGCCGAAGCUCACAAGAGCAAGCACAGCCCGGCCCCGGCCCCUCCCCAAACAGGCCCAGCAGGUCUUUCAAACCUCCUCCUUGGGGGUGACUAGCUGCCAGGGAAUCCUGGCACCAGGCCUGGUGUGAUGCGGCCCUGGCACAGCGGCAGGUGCGGGAGACGGGCGUCCUUUGGGGUGGGCCUGUCCUGACCCACUGCCCAGACUUUGAUGGCCCCACAUCUCUUUCUCCCGGGGGUGGGUCAGCAGGCAACCAGAGCUGGUCCCCACCUGCCAGGCGAGGAUCUGAGACACCAGGCUAGGGGUGGGGGACCCGAGUUUUAAUCCCGCUAUAGACACUGGGGUCAGCUAGGGAAUUUUUCAUACUGGCAGGGGAACUGCUGCAAGCUCCCUCCCUUCCCCCGCGAUCCCCUGCAGGGACAGGAACAGCCGCCCCGCAAGAGGGACUGGGGAUCUGCUCGGGGCAAAGGGCACCGCUCCCGCUUGGCCAGGGCCCGACUACGGGGUCCCCGGCUGGAGGCGGAAGCCCCAGCGACGCGAGACCCCCAUCCCGGGGCAACCGGCUCCAGGGCGAGCAGAAGGCGGUGGGGGUGGGUACGGCGAGGGGGCGGUCCGCUUGGGGCUGGCGGCUCCUCCUCCCGGCUCCCCAGCCAAUCGAGGCCCGCCGCCCCUCCACGGCUCCGGGCGCUGAAACCCGAGUCAGCAGAGUCGAAGCCAGCCUGGCUGGGAGGGAGGGAGCCGCCAGGCGCCACCGCUUCCCGGAGCCGGCGAUGGAGCGGGCGCCGCAGCAGCCCCGACGCGCUGCUCGCUAGCAGCACCCCGGCCCUGCCUCGAGGAGCCCGGUGGGGCAAAAAAAAUCAGGGCUAGGGAGGCACCUGGACCACUGCAAGGCCCCCCUCUGCUCUCUCCCCUCCUCAAAGAAUUGCCAAGAGACGAUACAGACUGGACUGGGCUGUGUGGAGGGGCAUUGGAGAGCUGCUGGACCUCCAGAGCUGCUAUUCAGAAGCUCCACCAUGAGGCUGCCCCUGAUCUGGGCACUGCUGCUUUUCCCAGCUGGAAGCCUUGCCCAGAGCUGCCCAGCUGACUGCCAGUGCAACCAGCCUCAGACCGUCUUCUGCAUCGCCAGGAGGAGCCCUGCCGUCCCGCAGGGUUUGCCACUAGACACGGCCCACCUGUACAUGUUUGAGAGUGGCCUCCGCUUGCUGAAUGAGGACAGCUUUGCAGGCCUGCCCGCUCUGCGGCUCUUGGACCUCUCCCAGAACCUAAUAGCUAGCCUGCCACGCAACGUCUUCCAGCCACUGCCAGGACUCCACAAUCUCGACCUGUCUUCCAACCAGCUGCAAGAGGUCACCAACGAGAGCUUCCACGGACUGCGCCUGCUGGAGCGGCUCUACCUGGAUUGCAAUCAGCUCCAGAUCAUUCACCCAGCUGCCUUUGACUCACUGGAAAACCUCCUGGAACUGAAGCUCCAGGACAACCAACUGCAGACAGUGCCACCGCUCAACUUGCCCACCCUCUUGCUGCUGGACAUCAGCCGGAACAAAAUCACGGCCCUCGAGACAGGCACCUUCCAUGUCCGGAGCCUGGAGUCCCUGAAGAUGGCUGGUCUGGGCCUGGGCAGUGUGGAUGAGGAGCUCCUGCAGAACCUGCGUAACCUCCACGAACUGGAUGUCUCGGACAACCUGCUGGCCAGGGUGCCCGGGGUCCUGAGCCAGCUGCCUGGACUAACCAAGCUCAGCCUGGCAGGGAACGGCCUGAUCUCGCAGCUGCGGGCAGAGGACUUCCAGCAGCUCCAGCAACUCCAGGAACUGGAUAUCAGCAACCUCAGCCUCAACAGCCUCCCCUGGGACUUCUUUGCCUCCUUCCCCAGGCUCAGGGCAGUCACAGCAGCGGAGAACCCUUUCAACUGUCUCUGCCACAUGAGCUGGAUCGUCAGCUGGGUAAGGCUCGGCAAAGCCUCACUCCGGAGGCCAGAAGAGACCCGCUGCCACUUCCCCCCCAAAAAUGCAGGCCGACUGCUCCGGCAGAUGGAGUACGCAGACUUUGGCUGCCCAACCACCACCACCAGCACCAGCACCCUACGAGCAACCAGCCCCAAACUCACCAGCCCCCUUCCCAGCAGCAGGCCCCUUCUUCCAGAGGCCAGCCCCGCCGGCCCCACCAGCAGCGAUGGCGGCCUCACACCCUCUGCCUCCCUCACCCCGGAGGGCCAGCCGAGCCCCGAGGCCCAGCUCUGCCCACCGCAUACCUGUCUUAAUGGGGGCCUGUGCCAGCCAGGCCCCAACCAUCAUCCGGAGUGCCUCUGCCCCCUGGGCUUCACCGGCCUGUACUGUGAGGUGGUCAGGGAGCAGGUGACCUCUCCACCAGAGCCCACUCAGGCCAAGCAAAUAGCCAUCAAGCACGUGGGGAGCACUUCCGUCAAAGUGGGCCUGCAGAACUACAUCCGCUCCAAGACUCAGCUCAAGGGCAUCCGCCUGACCUACUGGAGCCUCUCGGGGCCAGACAAGCGGCCCAUCACCCUCAGCCUGCCAGCCGCCUUGCCCGAAUACACGGUGCGGGCCCUGAAGCCCAACUCCUCGUAUCACAUCUGCGUUGGGGCCCUGGGCGACAAGACCGCACAGGAGGAGCUCUGCGUGGAGGCCCACACGCUGCACCCGAGCCACCAACAGCACGCCCCCGUCGCCCAGAGCAAAGGCCCUGACCUGCCCAUAGUGGUGGCACCUUCUGUAGCAGCUGUGCUGCUCCUGCUGGGGCUGGCGGCCGCCGGCUCCUACUACGUGCGACAGCACAGACGACAGAGGAAGGCCCAUGCUGCCCCCGGGGCCCCCGGCUCCGGCCCGUUGGAACUGGAGGGGGUGGCGAUGUGUGGUGAGAAGGGGGAGCUGGUCACGCAAAAUCCCAGGACUGUGGCGCCCCUCAGCCUGGAGUGUGAGGUGCCUCUCAUGCACCCCCAUUUCACAGGCACUGCUACCCUACAGGCCCUGGGGCCUUCCUACUUUUAGGGGCACUGAAGGGCCCUGGCCCAGCAGUGGCCCCGAGUCUGGCAAAGCAUCUCAUUGGUGCUGAAAGUGAGGGUGUGGGUGGCUUCCUUGGUGCCAGUCUGGACAGCGCCCAGGGAGAGGCCAGAGAGGGGCACAGAAAGAGGCCUCUUCCUACAGCAAGAGGACCCUAUGUGCCAGCACCCGAGUCCUCUGCUGAGGGGAGCCACAGCCCUGCAGACCUUUGCGGGCAGCUGUAAAGAAAACCUACAUGAAGGAGCAGAGCCUCUUCCGUUAGCUGAGGAGGAGGAGGAGGGUCAGAAACCAAACCCUCCAGGCACCCCCAGUGGGCCCCAAGGGCUCAACACUGAACUCUUAUUUGUCACUGGUUCCUUUCCUCCGGCGCAGUCACUUUCCUCACAGACUGAUAUGUUUUGUAAAAUCAGAUGAUAAAUGCUUUUAUACAAAAACAA